AUGGACUCGGGUCCAGAUCCCUCGGAGCAGGAGCUCCUAUCGAAGUUGCACGAGUCCAUACGGCAGUAUCGCCGCUUACUGUUCCUGCAGUUGGAACUUUCCCGCAAUGGAACCGUACCCGGCCCUAAACAUCCGUUCCACAAGUCCGAAGAACCUCUCAAGGAUGCCAAUCGUGAAGUCGAAGGAUGUUUCAACCUCUACGCCCAGGCCUCAUGCAAACGGCUAUGCAACAUGCUCCAGAAGCGGCUGCCCCGUGAGCUGCGUGAUAUGAUCUACCGUCAUAUCUCGACACGAGACAACAUUGUCAUUCGCAAUGGAAAGCCGCCUCAGGAACGAGCCCACUACUGGGAUGCUAGCUUUGUUGGAGUCGCAACACAGAGGGAACUCGUCGCCAACUACUACAGUACCUCUCCGGUCACAAUCCUGCCCCUGCUUCCUGGUUCAGCUCCACGCUACGAUGGAAUCCAUGAGCCGCUUGCCAACGAUCCCAGGGUUCCGGGCCUGCAACCGUUAACCUUUAUCUCCGAGGUGACUUAUGUUUUCACUCCAGGUACUCUCCAACGGGCGUCCAAGGUCAACACGGCGCCGCUCAAAAGCUUGCUGUCGCUCAAAACCGGAGCCAAGAUAACUUUGGUUCUUACGGCUUGGGUGCCUACUCCUCACAGCUGGCUCCUCCAUGGUGGAAUGGAUACCUUCAGAGACAUCGUCCUUAGCUACCACGCGCUUGCUGCGAAGUUCAAGAAGUCCGGUUACAAGGUCACUGUCUCACUUGCAAAGUGGCCUCUCAACGGAACGCAGGCGACCGUGCUGUUCCAACCUGAUGAGGACUUCUCUUGGGAGAGCUGGAAGCAGAAGGCUGAGAUGGUGACUCUUGAUCAUCUUCAAGGCCGUUAG
Westerdykella ornata is the source of this 894-nucleotide messenger RNA. RefSeq lists its product as uncharacterized. Bases 1 to 894 code for a protein of 297 amino acids. The record is from RefSeq and is a predicted model, not a curated record. NCBI's taxonomy places the organism in Eukaryota, Fungi, Ascomycota, Dothideomycetes, Pleosporales, Sporormiaceae. The transcript is spliced from 2 exons.